This is a messenger RNA of Monoraphidium neglectum, 792 nucleotides long. RefSeq names its product thylakoid formation protein 1. The record is from RefSeq and is a predicted model, not a curated record. The coding region runs from base 1 to 792 and encodes 263 amino acids. Gene Ontology annotation, cellular component: chloroplast thylakoid. Gene Ontology annotation, biological process: protein import into chloroplast stroma; protein import into chloroplast thylakoid membrane; photosynthesis. The transcript is spliced from 8 exons. NCBI's taxonomy places the organism in Eukaryota, Viridiplantae, Chlorophyta, Chlorophyceae, Sphaeropleales, Selenastraceae.
AUGCACAGCACCGCUCUCCGUGGCAGCGGCCUGAGGGCCCAGGGCAAGGCGCCACAGGCCGGGCGGAGAUCGGUGGCCUUCGCGAGCGCGCCCGUCAGCCGUCGCAGUGUGUCUGUCCUGGCAGCACACGCGCCGCCGACCGUGGCCGACACCAAGGCCCGUUUCCUGAACUCGUACAGCCGCCCGAUCCCCGCGAUCUACAAUGUCGUGGUGCAGGAGCUGCUGGUGCAGCAGCACUUCAUCCGCUACAACAUUGCCUACCAGUACAACGAGGUGUUUGCCCUGGGCUUUGUGAGCGUGUUUGACCAGAUCCUGGACAGCUUUGAGCAGGGGGAGCGCUCCAAGGUGUUUGAGGCCUACAUCUCUGCCCUGGGGGAGGACCCCGCGCGCUACAGGGCUGACGCGGAGCGGCUCGAGGCCGAUGCCAAGGCCCUGACCGGCUCCGAGGGCCUGGCGCCCGAUGCCGAGGGCAGCGAGCUGCAGCGGGUGCUGGCGCGCGUGGCCGGCGCGGCGGCGGACGGCAAGCUCGCGUACAACAAGUUCUUCGCCAUCGGCCUCUUCAGGCUGCUGGAGCUGACUGGCGCCAAGGAGCCUGCCGCCCUCGAGCGCCUCGUCAAGUCUGUUGGGGCCAAGCCCGAGGCGGUGAACAAGGACCUGCUGCUCUACAAGGGCAUCCUCUCCAAGCUGUCCGCCGCAAAGGAGCUGAUGAAGGAGUUCCUGGAGCGCGAGAAGAAGAAGCAGGCGGAGCGCGACGCCGCAAAGGCGGAGAAGGCCGCCGCCACCAGCAGCUAG